Messenger RNA from Chaetura pelagica (chimney swift), 2738 nucleotides. RefSeq names its product NEL-like 1 (chicken) (gene NELL1). The transcript has 18 exons. The coding region runs from base 1 to 2235 and encodes 744 amino acids. The record is from RefSeq and is a predicted model, not a curated record. Gene Ontology annotation, molecular function: protein binding; calcium ion binding. Lineage: Eukaryota; Metazoa; Chordata; Aves; Apodiformes; Apodidae.
AUGGAUCCUGACUUACAAAUUGAUAUUAUCACAGAACUGGAUCUUGUGAAUACAACCCUUGGGGUAACACAAGUGUCAGGACUACACAAUGCCAGCAAAGCAUUUUUAUUUCAAGAUGUAGAAAGAGAAAUCCAUGCAGCACCCCAUGUGAGUGAGAAGUUAAUUCAGCUCUUCCGGAAUAAAAGUGAGUUCACAUUUCUGGCCACCCUGCAACAGAAAGCAUCAACUUCUGGAGUGAUACUGUCCAUCCGAGAGUUAGAGCACAGCUAUUUUGAACUGGAGAGCAGUGGCCUACGGGAUGAGAUCAGAUACCACUACAGGUUUAAUGGGAAGUCAAGAACAGAGGUGUUUCCAUAUCGUCUGGCAGAUGGGCAGUGGCAUAAAAUUGCUGUGUCACUUAGUGCAUCCCACCUUCUGCUCCACGUGGACUGCAAUAGGAUCUAUGAACGUGUCAUUGACCCUCCAGAAACGAAUUUGACACCUGAAAGCAAUUUAUGGCUUGGACAGAGAAACAGGAAACAUGGUUUCUUUAAGGGUGUUAUUCAAGAUGUGAAAGUCAUCUUCAUACCUAAUGGAUACAUAAUGCAGUGUCCUAAUCUGAAUCGCACAUGCCCAACCUGCAGUGAUUUCUUAAGUCUGGUGCAAGGAAUCAUGGAUUUGCAAGAACUCCUGGCAAAAAUGACUGCAAAAUUAAAUUAUGCAGAAACAAGACUGAGUCAAUUGGAAGACUGUCAUUGUGAGAAGACCUGUCAAAUAAAUGGAUUGAUUUAUCGAGACAAAGACUCAUGGGUUGAAGAUGAUCACUGCAGGAAUUGCACAUGCAAAAGUGGAGCUGUGGAGUGCAGAAGGAUGUCCUGUCCCCCUCUUGAUUGUCCUCCUGAUGCUCUUCCAGUGCACGUGGAAAACCAGUGCUGCAAAGUCUGCAAAGCCAAGUGUAUCUAUGGAGGCAAAGUGCUGGCAGAAGGUCAACGAGUAUUAACCAAGAGCUGCAGGGAAUGUCGAAAUGGAGUUUUAGUAAAAGUAACAGAGACUUGUCCACCAUUGAACUGCUCAGAAAAAGAUCACGUUCUUCCAGAGAACCAGUGUUGCAGUGUUUGCAGAGAUAUUGAUGAGUGUGCUGCCAAGAUGCAUUAUUGUCAUGCCAAUACUGUCUGUGUUAACUUGCCUGGAUCCUAUCGUUGUGACUGUGUCAUGGGAUAUGUCCGUGUGGAUGAUUUCUCCUGUACAGAGCACGAUGAAUGCGGCAGUGAACAGCAUAACUGUGAUGAGAAUGCAAUCUGUACUAACACUGUCAGGGGACAUAGCUGCACCUGCAAACCUGGAUACGUGGGGAAUGGGACCAUCUGCCGAGCAUUCUGUGAAGAGGGGUGCAGAUAUGGUGGAACUUGUGUAGCCCCUAACAAAUGUGUCUGCCCAUCUGGAUUCACAGGAAGUCAUUGUGAGAAAGAUAUUGAUGAGUGUGCAGAAGGGAUCAUUGAGUGUCACAACCAUUCACGCUGUGUUAACCUCCCAGGGUGGUACCACUGUGAGUGCAGAAGCGGUUUCCAUGACAAUGGAAGCUACUCUCUUUCCGGGGAGUCCUGUGUUGAUAUUGAUGAGUGUGCCUUAAAGACCCACACCUGUUGGAACGAUUCAGCCUGUGUGAACCUGGCAGGAGGGUUUGAUUGCCUUUGUCCAUCUGGACCAUCUUGCACUGGAGACUGUCCCCAUGAAGGCGGCUUCAAGCGGAACGGGCAGGUGUGGACCUUGAGGGACGACAGAUGCUCCGUUUGCUCCUGCAAGGACGGGCGGGUUUUCUGCCGGAGAACAGCCUGUGACUGUGGGAACCCCAGCGCUGACCUCUUCUGCUGCCCGGAGUGCGACACCCGCGUCACCAGCCAGUGCCUCGACCAAACCGGGCACAAGCUCUACCGCAGCGGGGACAACUGGACCUACAGCUGCCAGCAGUGCCGCUGCCUGGAAGGAGAGGUGGAUUGUUGGCCUCUUAUGUGCCCGAAUCUGAACUGCGAGUACACAGCCAUCUCAGAAGGAGAGUGCUGUCCCCACUGUGUCAGUGACCCCUGUCUGGCUGACAACAUCACCUACGACAUCAGGAAAACCUGUCUAGAUGGUUAUGGAAUCACAAGACUUAGUGGCGCUGUAUGGGCAAUGGUGGGAUCUCCUUGUACAACCUGCAAAUGUAAGAAUGGGAACGUCUGCUGCUCGGUGGAGUUAGAGUGUCUCAACAAUAACUGACCUAGUCAGACUGGACUGUGCCGAGGGAGGAAAACUGAUGAAGUUAACACCUGAAAUGAAGUCGUAUGCGUUGGCGUUUUAUACAACGGACAAUUACCAAAGUCUCCGCAUGAGGAAGAUGUUUGGGAGUUGCCUUUGGGACCUCUCACUAUGCUCAUCCUUGCUAGCCGUGUCUGGGUGACCCGCAGUACAGCGCAUAGCACUCAAUGGUUGUUCAAAGUUUUCAGUGUUGUAAAUGACACACUUUUCCUGUCAAGACAUUUGCAAAUCCGUUUAAAUUAUUUCACGGGUAAACUAAUGCUGUAUUUUUGGUUUGAUUUGUGUAUUGACAACAUGAUAGAAUUCAGCUCUUUUUACUUUGGAUCUAGAUUUUACAAAUAAGACAGCCUGGUGUGAUUUUGUCCCAUGAUGUCACAUACUUAGUUCCAAGGUCCCUGUCAGAUGUAUUUAUGAAAAUAUGUAUGUAUGUACAGUCAGAUUGCAUAGUACUUAUAUCUCACAGC